UGGGGAAGAGGAAAGGGAAAGGAGGACAGAAAAAGGAAGACUUGAGAGAACGCUGCAAAGCAAAGCACCCGAAACUUUCCACCCUGGAUUCUCUACUUUUGCUCCAUGGACAGAGCCCCAGCCAGCCAAGUUUCAGACAGACCGUGAGCAGUCCCAGUGCAUUUUAUUGCGACCUGCCGGUGGGAACUUUGUCUCCGAGUCGGAGCAGCAUGGAGCGGCGGAGCGAGAGCCCGUGUCUGCGGGACAGCCCCGACCGGCGGAGCGGCAGCCCAGACGUCAAGGGGCCUCCCCCGGUGAAGGUGGCCCGACUGGAGCAGAACGGCAGCCCCAUGGGAGCCCGCGGGAGGCCCAACGGCGCGGUGGCCAAGGCCGUGGGAGGUUUGAUGAUUCCUGUCUUUUGUGUGGUGGAGCAGUUGGAUGGCUCUCUUGAAUAUGACAACAGAGAAGAACAUGCUGAGUUUGUCUUGGUGAGGAAAGAUGUGCUUUUCAGCCAGCUGGUGGAGACGGCACUCCUGGCCCUGGGGUAUUCCCACAGCUCUGCAGCUCAAGCCCAAGGAAUAAUCAAGCUGGGGAGGUGGAACCCUCUCCCCCUCAGUUAUGUGACAGAUGCACCCGAUGCGACAGUGGCCGACAUGCUACAAGAUGUCUAUCAUGUGGUGACGUUGAAAAUUCAAUUACAAAGUUGUUCAAAGUUGGAAGACUUGCCUGCGGAGCAGUGGAACCAUGCCACAGUCCGCAAUGCCUUAAAGGAACUGCUCAAAGAGAUGAACCAGAGCACAUUAGCCAAAGAAUGCCCUCUCUCCCAGAGUAUGAUUUCAUCCAUUGUAAAUAGCACAUAUUAUGCCAAUGUGUCAGCAACUAAGUGCCAGGAGUUUGGGAGAUGGUAUAAAAAAUAUAAGAAGAUUAAAGUGGAAAGAGUGGAGCGAGAGAACCUUUCAGACUAUUGUGUUCUGGGCCAGCGUCCAAUGCAUUUACCAAAUAUGAACCAGCUGGCCACUCUGGGGAAAACCAACGAACAGUCUCCUCAUAGCCAAAUCCACCACAGUACUCCAAUCCGAAACCAAGUGCCCGCAUUACAGCCCAUCAUGAGCCCUGGUCUUCUUUCUCCCCAGCUUAGUCCACAACUUGUUAGGCAACAAAUAGCCAUGGCCCAUCUGAUAAACCAACAGAUUGCCGUUAGCCGGCUCCUGGCUCACCAGCAUCCUCAAGCCAUCAACCAGCAGUUCUUGAACCAUCCACCCAUUCCCAGAGCAGUUAAACCAGAGCCAACCAACUCCUCCGUGGAAGUCUCUCCAGAUAUCUACCAGCAAGUCAGAGAUGAGCUCAAAAGGGCCAGCGUGUCUCAAGCUGUUUUUGCGAGAGUGGCAUUCAACCGUACACAGGGAUUGUUGUCUGAGAUUCUGCGAAAGGAAGAAGACCCUCGGACAGCCUCUCAGUCUCUUUUGGUAAACCUGAGGGCCAUGCAGAAUUUCCUCAACCUGCCUGAAGUGGAGCGGGAUCGAAUUUAUCAGGAUGAGCGAGAACGAAGCAUGAACCCCAAUGUGAGCAUGGUCUCCUCCGCCUCGAGCAGCCCCAGUUCCUCCCGAACCCCUCAGGCCAAAACCUCGACACCGACAACAGACCUCCCUAUUAAGGUGGACGGCGCCAACGUCAACAUCACAGCUGCCAUUUAUGACGAGAUCCAACAGGAGAUGAAAAGGGCCAAGGUGUCUCAAGCCCUGUUUGCCAAAGUGGCUGCAAAUAAAAGUCAGGGCUGGCUCUGUGAACUUCUCCGCUGGAAAGAAAACCCAAGUCCAGAAAACCGAACCCUCUGGGAGAACCUCUGCACCAUUCGUCGCUUCCUGAACCUCCCCCAGCACGAACGGGAUGUGAUCUAUGAGGAGGAGUCCCGACAUCACCACAGUGAGCGCAUGCAGCAUGUGGUCCAGCUCCCACCUGAGCCGGUGCAGGUCCUCCACAGACAGCAGUCGCAGCCCGCCAAGGAGAGCUCCCCGCCCAGGGAGGAGGCGCCGCCGCCGCCGCCGCCCGCCGAAGACAGCUGUGCCAAGAAGCCCCGCUCCCGCACCAAGAUCUCCCUGGAGGCCCUGGGCAUCCUGCAGAGCUUCAUCCACGACGUGGGCCUCUACCCCGACCAGGAGGCCAUCCACACGCUCUCGGCGCAGCUGGACCUCCCCAAACACACCAUCAUCAAGUUCUUCCAGAACCAGCGGUACCACGUGAAGCACCACGGCAAGCUGAAGGAGCACCUGGGCUCCGCCGUGGACGUGGCCGAGUACAAGGACGAGGAGCUGCUGACCGAGUCCGAGGAGAACGACAGCGAGGAGGGCUCGGAGGAGAUGUACAAAGUGGAGGCCGAGGAGGAGAGCGCCGAGAAGAGCAAGGCCCCGCCGGCCGAGAGCGACCAGAGAUAAUGCCAGCCCCCCCCCCCCAGGCAAAGCAAUACAUUGGGUCCAAGGAUUUUUCUGUUUUCCUUUCUUUCUUUAAACAAAUUUUUUGGCUUUAUUUUUUUUAAAUGUCUAUUUUAUUUUUUUUCUUAUCUUUAUGACAUUUCUCUGUUGCACAGGAUACACCUACAGACUGAAUCAGUUCAGUAUUUCUGAAUCAGAUAUCACCUUGGCAAAGACACCAAGUGUUAUACUUUUACAAUCGACUGGACCGUCGUAAUUAUAACCACAGGAGACUCUGCCUUCAUUAUCCUUGCACUUACGGAAGAGACAUCACGCAAAUUCCAGGAUAGAAAGACCAGCGAAAUAAAUGAAGGAAGCGACAAGUGUGUGUGUAUAUGUAUAUGUAUAUAUCUCUAUAUUUACAUAUAUAUAUUAAAGUUGCAUGGGACAGAGAACUUUGCAAUCCGAAAGAAUAGACUGUG
Dipodomys ordii (Ord's kangaroo rat) is the source of this 2869-nucleotide messenger RNA. RefSeq names its product SATB homeobox 2 (gene Satb2). Bases 210 to 2411 code for a protein of 733 amino acids. The record is from RefSeq and is a predicted model, not a curated record. The transcript is spliced from 11 exons. Gene Ontology annotation, biological process: regulation of transcription by RNA polymerase II; chromatin remodeling. NCBI's taxonomy places the organism in Eukaryota, Metazoa, Chordata, Mammalia, Rodentia, Heteromyidae. Gene Ontology annotation, molecular function: RNA polymerase II cis-regulatory region sequence-specific DNA binding; DNA-binding transcription factor activity, RNA polymerase II-specific.